AGCAGCAAGGGCGCGGGACCGCGGCUCGCAUACGUCGCCGGCAGCUGCGAGGAUUGCCCCAAAGGCUCCAUCGCUCUGGCGGAGCGAUACUCGAGCGCCCCGUCGACGUCCGAAGGGAGCCUCACGAGGACCCGGUGCCCGACGACCGGCGGCGGAGACGCUUCUCUGGACCUAAUCGAUCAAGGGCUCUUCUCCAUCAUAGACUUCGCGCCGCUAGGAGGCGAAGCGGGCAACGUCAUGGGGGUGAAGGUCGCCUCCGACCAGGGCUGGAUGCAUUUGGAGCACACCUACGCCGGAAUGUUUCAGUCGUACGGACUCCCCGCGAAUGAGAGCAUCGUGCUCUACGUGACCGACGGGUUCGGGGCUGAGCGGGGCUACGCGUGCUCCCGCCGAGAUUUCGACCUCAUUUGCACGCCCAGUUCCUCUCAGGGCGCCACAUCGAGGAAGCCCCUCUGCACCGCCCCCGAUCCUCCCCAGAGGUUCUCUACGAUCGUACCCAUCCCGCUGGACUCCUCGAUCCCUCCCCCGACCAUCCGAUUCGGUCUGCAGUCUCCUUAG
Molecule: messenger RNA, 558 nt
Organism: Klebsormidium nitens
Lineage: Eukaryota; Viridiplantae; Streptophyta; Klebsormidiophyceae; Klebsormidiales; Klebsormidiaceae
Source: the annotation of a GenBank genome assembly